Messenger RNA from Brassica oleracea var. oleracea, 330 nucleotides. RefSeq lists its product as uncharacterized. Bases 1 to 330 code for a protein of 109 amino acids. The record is from RefSeq and is a predicted model, not a curated record. NCBI's taxonomy places the organism in Eukaryota, Viridiplantae, Streptophyta, Magnoliopsida, Brassicales, Brassicaceae. Gene Ontology annotation, molecular function: nucleic acid binding; RNA-DNA hybrid ribonuclease activity. The transcript has a single exon.
AUGCUCCGUCAACAACAAGAUGAACCUCUCACAAAGGUAUACACUGAUGCAGCCUGGAACGCUUCACGUCAAAGUGCAGGGUUGGGUUGGGUCUUCUCAGACGCACAGAGACCAGCUUUCUCAUGUGGCAACAGAGCGGAAGACUACGUUGGGUCUCUACUUAUUGCAGAAGCUUUAGCCAUUCGACUAGCACUAAUGGAGGCUCAAAAUAUGGGCAUAAAUGAUCUACAUGUCAACUUCUCUGCUGAUUCACUUGUAAGUUCUAAUCCGAGUCAUCCAAAAGAAAGAGCUUAUCAAGGAGCUUGUAGGAAUCCUCCAAGAUAUCUAUGA